CACUCUCCCCCCUCUCUCACACACACACUACUCUUGGCUGUUUGAUUUGCAAGCAUCGCGUGAUAUGUCAAUGGACAAAAUGGCCAAGGACCUGCUGCCGCCUCCGGUCACGAGCAGCAGCAGCUGCGGCCGCCGCGGCUCCCAGUCGUCGCAGCAGCAGUACAGGGGCGUGCGGAAGCGGAAGUGGGGCAAGUGGGUGUCGGAGAUCCGGCAACCCGGCACCAAGACGCGCAUCUGGCUCGGCAGCUUCGAGUCGGCCGAGAUGGCCGCGGCGGCGCACGACGUGGCCGCGCUGCGCCUGCGGGGACGCGACGCGCAGCUCAACUUCCCCGGGUCGGUCGGAUGGCUGCCCCGGCCGGAGACCUCCCACCCGGGCGACGUCCGCGCAGCGGCGGCCGAGGCCGCCGACCGGGUGCGGUGCGAGCCGGCGCUGGUGGUGGCGCGGAGCGAUGAGUCCUGGCUCGGAGCCGUGCCGGGCCGGGCGGUCGAUCAGCUGGGCGGGAGCGACGAGGAGUUUGACCUGGACCUGGACUCGCCCAAGCUGUGGGCCGAGAUGGCGGAGGCCAUGCUCCUGGAUCCGCCGAGGUGGGACACGGGUCUCAUCGAGACGGAGGUGGCCCAGUGCUGGUCGCACGGGUCCCUGUGGGACGCCUGCUAGCCGCUACCUUGGCUCGGCUUGGCUUGACUGCAAGUGUGGCCAUUCCUUUUGGUGUGCGUCAAUCAGCGCCUUGCUUAUUUUCCUUUUCUGCUGUUUGGUUUGCUGUUUUGGUUCGUGUUAUCUACAUGUAUUAGGCAAUUGAUGGUAAUAUCGGUUGAACAUCUAACUGUGGAUAUA
This is a messenger RNA of Phragmites australis (common reed), 835 nucleotides long. RefSeq names its product ethylene-responsive transcription factor ERF027-like. Gene Ontology annotation, molecular function: DNA-binding transcription factor activity; DNA binding. Gene Ontology annotation, biological process: regulation of DNA-templated transcription. The transcript has a single exon. The record is from RefSeq and is a predicted model, not a curated record. Bases 65 to 658 code for a protein of 197 amino acids. NCBI's taxonomy places the organism in Eukaryota, Viridiplantae, Streptophyta, Magnoliopsida, Poales, Poaceae.